AUGAAGGGAAAGUCUUUGGAGAAAAGAGGUCGAAAGAAGGGUUCAGGCAAGGCCGUGCCAAGUGAACAGGCUCCAUACAAGUACUCUAAUUAUAUUGUGGUAAGUUUUUUUUGGUUUUUAUUGAUUUUUAGGUAACAGUUCACUUGGACUUUAAAAAUAGGUAAAAUACGACUCCACUUUGAUUUCCAAUCUUAUCUUUCUAUACACACACAUUGCUACUUUUAUUCCUACUGUUACUGCUACUUUUUAACCUUAUUCUUACUCUUACUCUAAUGAUUGCUCCUACUCUUACCCUUAUUGCUAUCUCUGCCUUUCCCUCUACCACUACUCUUAUCUUUACUGUUAUUCCUACCUACACUCCGACCUCCACUCUUUGCUUUAUCUCUACAUCUAUCACUACUCUUAUCUUCUCCUACCCUUACUUUCACCCUUACUGUCAUCCCCUUAAUUCAAUUUCUAUUCUUAUCUUUACUCCUACCGCUGCUUUUAUCUUUACUCUUGCGCCUACUUCUACUUCAACCUCUACCCUUACCUUUAUUUCUACACCUAUCACUACUCUUAUCUUUACUUCUAUCUCUACCUUUACUCUUACUUCUACGUUUACCUCUAUUAUUACUCUUCUCUUUACUCAUCCCUACACAUAUCACUACUCUUACCUUUACCCUUACUGUUAACCCUAAUCCUGAUUCUACCUUGAUCUUUACCCCUACCACUGUUUUUAUCUUUACUCUUACUCUUACCCCUACAACAACCUCUGCCCUUACUUUUAUUGAUAGGCCUAUACCUACCGUUACGUGUACUCCUAUCCUUACCCUUACUUGUACGUCUAACUCUACCUUUACUUCUAUCUUCACUUCUACUCUUACCUUUAUCCUUAUCUUUACUUCUAUCAUUUGCUUUACCAUUACUUCUAUCCUUACUUCUACCCCUAGCGACAUCCUAGCUAACUUUCAACCCCCUACAUAUCAAUAUAAAACAAUAUAACUUUCAGGAGGACCACAUGUCCUCAGUCUAUGGCUGCAUGUUCAAUCCGUUUUUCGACGCCAAAGAUGGGUAUUACUUGGCUACGUGUGGUGCUAACCACAUUCAUCUCUAUUUUCUGGAAGCUAAUGGCAAGAAACCUGAGCUUCGACUACAUUUUCAGGAUGAUAAUGCAAGUUCUUUUUUGAUUUUUAUUGGUUUUUAGGUAACAUUUUUUCUGCUUUCUUUGAUUUUGGGAUUUGUUUGUGUUUGACCUACUAUAAUAUAGGUAGGAAUUUGAAGAUUUUGCUUAAAAUGAUUGUAUUUUUUGAGAUCUUGACUUUUUAUUGCUUUUACCUACUAUAAUAUAGGCUUUAGUCUCUAUCUACAACAAUAUAGGCUUGAGUUUCUACCUACUACAAUAUAAGUAACAAACCGUAGCGUUUUGGGCAAAACAAGUAAAAUAUUGAUAAACUGAGUAUGAUAAGGUAAUAUUUUUCAGAAAGACGAGAGUUUAUAUGCCUUAACCUGGGCUGUGGACGAAUUCCGAGAAAAGAUAGUGCUGAUUGUUGGUGGAGCAUCUGGAGUGAUGCGAGUCAUCGAUCCAAUGACAGAACAAACUCUUGGUGUAAGUUUCUUUAAGAUUUCUGUUUUUUAUGAUUUUAGGUAACAAAAUUAUCUGAGCUUAGGUUUUAGGUAAGAAAAGUUAGUUAAAAUGACAUUUUGAGGUAACAAAAUGAUCUAAAAUGACAUUUUUAGGUAACAAAAUGGCUUAAAAUGACAUUUUUAGGUAACAAAACGGUUUAAAAUGAAAUUUUUAGGUAACAAAAUGGUCUAAAAUGACAUUUUUAGGUAACAAAAUUUUCUAAAAUGACAUUUUUAGGUAGCAAAACGGUCUAAAAUGACAUUUUAGGUAACAAAACGGUCUAAAAUAAUCUUUUUAUGUAAAAAAACGGCCUAAAAUGACAUUUUUGAGUAACAAAGCUAUCAAAAAUUUAAGUUCAGGUAACAAUAAUACUUAAAUUAAUAUAAAAACUAUGUUUUUAGACCCUCCGAGGCCAUGGUGAUUCAGUAAAUGAAAUACGAACAUCAUGUGAGAAUACGAUGAUAGUAGCAUCAGCUUCGAAGGACAGAACGGCCAGGAUAUGGAACGUUGGUCUUCAACAUUGUCUAGCAAUCUAUGGUGGAUCUGAAGGGCAUCUUGAUGAAGUUAUUUCUUGUGUAAGUACCCUACCCCUACCUUUACCCCUACCCAUACCCCCACCCCUACCUCUACCCCUACCUCCACCCCUACCCCUACCUCUACCCCAACCCCUUCCCUUACCCCCUACCUCCUAUUCACUACCCUCUACCCCCUAUCUUCUACCCAGCACCGCCCACCCAGUACCCCCUAACCCUUACCCUGUACCCCCUACUCUCUACCCCUUAUUCCUUACCUCCGACCUCUCCCUCCCCACUACUCAAUACCUUCUACACCUUACUCUGUAACCCCUACUUUCUACCCUUACCUUUUACCCCCUACCCUAUCAUACCCUACUCCUACCGGUACUUGUACACCUAUUCUUACUGUUACCCCUGCCCUUACUGUUUCUCCCACCCCGACCUUUGUAUCUUUUCAGGACUUCCACAUAGACCAAACCUACCUCCUAACAGCCUCAAUGGAUCACACGAUGAAGGUAUGGGAUUGCAGGCCAGAAACCAAAGUAGGCCAGCGGAUAAAGGACAGUUAUGACGAGUCGAAGCGAGACGAAAUAGUCAAGCUAGCCUCGAUUGAGAACCAUUUCCCAUUGGCUAGUACCAAAGACGUGCAUACCAAUUAUGUGGACUGUGCCAGGUUUAUUGGCAAGUUUGUCAUUUCAAAGUCAUGCGAAGGCCAAAUGGUGGUCUGGAAGUUUGGACCGUUUAACAGUGGUCCAGCUGGUGAGGGCACAAUAUUGAGGACUGAGACCUAUUCGGCACAUCAUGCUUGGUUUGACAUUCCUGACACUUCGUUGUGGUUUAUCAAGUUUGACAUUAGCAGUGAUAACAAGGUAAGUAUGAGGGGUAGAACAAAUGUCAUCAAACUAAACAGGAAUAAGUAGGAAGGGUAAGGUACUAUAUGGUAGUGUAAAAUAGGGUAGGGUACGGUAGGUUAGGAUAGGGUAAGUUUGGGUGGAGAACGGUAGGGUAAGGUUUAGAAAUUCAUUACAGAAAGACUAAAGCCAAUACUUUUUUACCCUACCUAACCCUAUCCUCCCUUUUCCUACCAUACCCUACCUUAUUUUUCUUUAUUCAUCUUGAUCCUACCCUACAUUAUCCUGCUCUGCUAUGCCUUACCCUACUUUUUUCACUUUACCUAACACUGUCCUACUUUAUUUUGCCCUACCGUGAACUACCCUAUUCUUGUUUAAUCUACCUGACUCUACUGUUCCUUGCAGUAUUAGGCUCUACCCUACUCUUCUUUGCUCGACCUGUCCCUACCUUAUCUUAUCAUACCCUAAAUUUACGUUACUUUGUCUUAUUCUACCUUACUCUAUCCUACAGUAUACUAUUUAUUUUAAAUAUACUUGAAACUUACCGUACGCCCUACCCCAUUCCUUACUCUAUGUCAUGUCUUAUGCCUUACUUUACUCUCUAUUCUACUUUUUGCUAUGUCUUAUGUACCCUACCCAACCCUUUCUACCCUACCUUACACUCCCUAUGCAACACUUACUACCCUACCCUUUCCUAUUCCCUACCCUAUAUCUUACCCACCCUACUGUAAUAAUAUACCCAAAUACACCGUUUCUUUUUCAAAAUUUCAAUUUUCUUUUUCAGUACGUAGCAGUAGGCAAUGAGCAAGGUAAAAUCAAGCUCCUAGACCUACACCAAGUCAACCCUGACUGUGAUGACAUGACCUAUGUGCUGGGUGGUCCAGACAUGAAGACUUGCAAUAGACAGCUGGCAUUUAGUCCGGAUAACAGAAUACUAAUGGCCGCUUGUGAAGGCGGGCUUGUUGUGCGUUAUGAUAGGGUUUGA
Messenger RNA from Bursaphelenchus okinawaensis, 3957 nucleotides. The record is from the annotation of a GenBank genome assembly. Lineage: Eukaryota; Metazoa; Nematoda; Chromadorea; Rhabditida; Aphelenchoididae.